Messenger RNA from Bursaphelenchus xylophilus (pine wood nematode), 3021 nucleotides. The record is from the annotation of a GenBank genome assembly. Lineage: Eukaryota; Metazoa; Nematoda; Chromadorea; Rhabditida; Aphelenchoididae.
AUGAAUGAAAACUUGCUGAAAGUCCUCAUUCCAACUUCUGUCUGUUUAUUCGCUCUUUUCUGGAAGUGGUAAGGUGACAUUAUGCCCAGUCAUCUUUCUUUACAGGCCGUUGUUAUCUGUAGCAUGCUUCUUUACUGCAGCCACUGUAUUCUGGCUGGGCUAUGACUUCCUGUCAGACGAUGGGAAAAGAAAUAAAUUCGAUUUGGCAUUAUCCAAGUACCUAUCUCAUCAAGAGCACCCAAAAGAUGAUAAGGCCGAACAGUUUUUGAAAACAGCUCCAUGGUGUGGAAUUGAACUCCCAGAGAAAUUGAAUUCAAAACUAGAAGAACUGAUCCUGUUCUUGAUAUCAGACUACGUUGACAGAUGGUAUAAAAAGGAAAUCAGUGCUGAUAACACGUUUUUGGUGGAGAUAAAGUAGGACAAGUCGCAGAAAAGGCAACCAAAUUCCAGAUAUCAGAUUCGAUAUGGCGCCGCGGUUGCGUUUCGCGCCCUCCGGGGCUAUGACAUUGUUAUGCUUAUCGAGAAGGAUGUUCUUCCUAUCGUGGCGUUACAUUUAGCGAAGAGACUAAAGAAUCGCGAUGAAAAUCAUAACACUCAUUUAGCUGUUACACACGAUAAAAAUUUCGAGAUUUAUCUCAGAGAAGUGGCUGAUAUCUUGGUGAUCAGACUCUUCGAUGAAAGCAGGAUUGGUGGAGUUGAAAUGGAUUCAGAUGCACCACGGAUGAGUGGUCGGGUGGGUGUGAUAACGUAAUAUGCAUUGUAUCUUUUUAUUUGAUUUAAUGAUACGGAUCUUUAGGAAUGGCCGAGUGAGACUUGUCGUCAUUUCCUCAGAGAACUGUUCUUAUCGGCCGUUCUGAAGCCAUUGAUCGAAUUCAUCUCAGAUCCAGACAAUAUCAAUAAUAUUGUCAUCAGCGCAUCAAAAGCUGGUACCAUUCAGACCUCACUUAAAGAUGUGGGUUAGAUUAGUAUUGUUUUACUUAUUUUUAAAGGAUCCCCAUGUUCCAUUCCUCCAAACCUUAACACAGUAUUCACUUUAUGACACCCCUGAUUCUCUCUUAAUGCUCAAUCUCAAAGACUUGUCCAAGAAUCAUCACCUUGUUCAAGAAUUUUAUGCCUAUCUCAAAGAUGCUCACGGUCCUGUUUACUGGUUGGACUUCUUUUUUGCCAUCGAAGAACUUUUGCAUGAUCUCCAUGGACAUGAUGUAGGUCAACUGAAUGUGCAAUUGAGUUUUCUAGAGGAGUGAGGAUGAUCUCAUCAAGGGAGCAAACAGUUUGUAUAACAUUUACAUCGAUCCGUUGUCGAAGAAAUCAGUCCAAUUGUUAUCUCAACAACUUCGAGAUUGUGCAAAACGUGCAAUCAAUGAGAAGAAUGUCAAAGAUCUUAACGUUAUUUGCGAGCAGAUGUACAAGGAGCUCUAUCAGGAACUCAAUUACAGCUUCGUGGUCCCAUUUUGCCAAUCAGAAUCCUAUCUGAGGUCAUUAUGUGGCACAACUGUUGAUGGAAUUGAUAUUCUCAAGGAAAGAGAGAGUACUUCUGGGGAGGAUAAGGACACAUUUAUUAAACCCGUAGUCGAAGAAGAGGCGAAAGCAGUCGAUGCAAUCGAUGCAUCCUUCUUGGAUGUUGACAAUGCUCUUGUGGAUGACCCCAUUGACAUGAAAAAUUGGACUGUUACAAUCUCCGCCAUCGAACCAAAAAAGAAAUUUGGAACUGGGAAGGUGUAUUAUGUAUAUAGAAUUGACGUGAACAGAAACGAAGAGACGGAAGUGGAGGAUAUAGAUCUCGGAAUCGAUCCUCUGACAAUGAAUGAUCUCGAUGACAGUGAUGAUGACUUUGUGGAUUGUGCACGAGAAGAAAAGAUGAGUCAGCUGCCGAGCAAGUGGUCGAUCACUCGGACAUACGAUGAAUUCUUUGUAUUCGAGAGUAAAUUACUUCGGUUUUAUGGGCCCGAGGCUCUUUCGGUCAAAGCUCCGGAUCGCAAAAUGUUCUGUCCCAGGUCGAGAAUGUUCCUCGAAUCCCAGCGAGAUUAUCUGGAGAGGUAUUUGUACCAACUCCUACAGAGGCCGUGGAUGAGAAAGAGCAUGCUCGUCUAUCUCUUCUUGACCAAUCCUUCUGAUUCUGGAUUCGAAUCCGGUCUGAUCAAUGCCAAAAAAAUGAAUCCGAUAAAAUCGAUGAAGAAGAUGGCUGAUUCUCUGGAGACAGAUCGGAAACAGUAUCUGAAACCAUUCGUCUUGAGAUUAUUGGCCCAAUGUUUGGCCAAUGAGAACGAAUAUGCGGUGACUGAAACAGCGGCAACUGUAAAAUAUACUAGGUAAGUUGGGAAAAUUUUUUUCUGAUCUUUAAAUUUAAGUUCAACUGAAACCGAUUAUUGGAAAGAUGAGUUUUCCUCGAUUUGCUGCCAUAAUUUCACAACUCCAUUUGAAUAUUAUAAUGAGAAAUCUCAACGUACGAUAAAAGAAGUCGAGGAGUAAGUACUUAUGCCCCUAAAUUAUGCUUUGCGUUUUUUUCCAAAUUAAUCCUAUAAAUUUUAGUGGAAUUUCUUCUUUCCUCGCCUUAAUUCUCACCGACCUGUACUCAAACUCGGCCAUUUCUGCUUGUUUUAUUAGGGUUAUAUCGAGGAUAUUCCCACUAACUGCGAAUGUUUUGAUUCGCAAUGCAAUCAAAGGUGUUGUAAAUAAGGUUUUGACUCCGGAAUCCGCCUACAGUCUGGCUGAUUCACUUUACAAGCUGGUCUAUCACAAGGAGACCCAGGUGAUAACAGAAGAGGUGAGUCAAACCAGUAGACACACCUACACAGAAAAUAUGUUUGAUAGCAAUUUUUUCAGGAAAAACGGGACAAUUAUUCAGCCGCCAAAAAAGUUGUUCUGGGACUUCUAAAACACGCAAAACUCAAUAAUUUGGAGAGUCUGAAUACCGUAAUCCUUGAUAUUUUCAACAUUUUGCAAUCUCAAACAGACAACAAACAACUUGUUUUGGUGUGUUUGGACCUGUUGGUCACCAAGAUAACAGCCAAGUCAUCAUAA